AUGGAAACAUUAUCUUCAAUUCCUUUCCUGGUCCGCGACAUACGUUAUGGUGUACCAUCGGGAACGACCCCUCAAUUCGAAGAUAAACUCCGCAUGAGUUUCUUAGAUUCUUACUGCAAUAUGUACCUAAUUGAAACUGUUGAUGUCGUUGCUAAAAUGUAUGGGGUGACCAGAGAAGAGGCGGAUAACUAUGCUCUGAGAUCGCAAAAGAGAUGGAAAGAUGGUAAGUAA
Spodoptera littoralis (African cotton leafworm) is the source of this 231-nucleotide messenger RNA. The record is from the annotation of a GenBank genome assembly. Lineage: Eukaryota; Metazoa; Arthropoda; Insecta; Lepidoptera; Noctuidae.